Molecule: messenger RNA, 1791 nt
Organism: Orbicella faveolata
Lineage: Eukaryota; Metazoa; Cnidaria; Anthozoa; Scleractinia; Merulinidae
Source: RefSeq, a predicted model, not a curated record
CAUAACUGUUUUGAAUUUCAAAGAAAAACAAUUGAAACAAAAAAACUACAGGACAUAUUGAAUUUCCGUAAGUAAUGAAACCUUGUAAGGGUCUCAUUUUCUUUACAUCUUGUUAAUGACAUACUGAAAUCAACUACAUCACAGGAAACCAGCUUGUGCUUACAACAUGAAGGAGAAAUUUUUAAAGUACGUAGCCUUACUCACUCUGUUUUCAACAAUAGUUGAACCAAAGCGAACAAUAGAAAAGCAUGGUCACCAGUCCAAGAGGAAUGCAAUUAUUCACAAGCCGAUUAAACCUAAUCUGAUUUCCAGACACAAGAAACAUGAUAUCUUCACACUAGCAGCCCCACCGAGCAUCAGUUCGUUGCUUCCCUCGGCGAGUCACGUGGCCUUGAUGCCUAAUGGCGUGCCAACUGCAGCUGGGAAAUACAUCCAUCACUUAAUGCAUCAUCAUCCGCUCAACAUCCCGGUUUAUCAUGGUUAUAGUCCAAAAGGCGUCUACCCAGUUCAUUUACCACAACAUUAUGGACCACUUGGUCCAUUCGGGCACCACGUGUUCUACCGACACGGUCUGUGGAGACGCGGUGACAGGCUCGGUUUAGGAUAUGGUGCACCCUAUCCCUACGCACAUGGUUUUGUUCGUAGUCCAUGGUACACCUCUUUAAGACACGGCUUGGGUUAUGGUUACCAUCACCAGUUUAGACAUGGACUUUGGCGUGGUCUGCAUGUUGGACAUGUUCCAGGUAAUUACGUAUUUCGUCGUGCAUAUCGACAUGGUUCAGGUUAUGGUUAUGGACACGGAUAUCCAGGAUAUGGUCAUUUUACUGGAAACUGGUUUCAUCCGUUGAGGGGCUGGUACCCAUAUUCCUUUGAUCACAGCGUGGAUUUACGAGGCGACAGUGGCCCGGACAUCAUGUUUGUCGAAAAAAGUUCCAUACCUGCUUCCAAAGGUUCUUGGCUUGGAAGUAAGACUAACCCUCGUCGCUUACUCAAGACCAGACAUAAGUCGACACUGACGAAACGAGUGCGUGCACACUUUCCAGUCAGGCCCUCCUACCGUCGUUUCCCAUUAAGGCGCAAUGUCAUUCCGGUAGCCUUCCGCAUUCAACGUUUAAAGAUAAGCCUGCCUUUGUUGAAGAGAAUGCUAAAGCGUUCGAAGAUUUACAAAAAGAUUAUUAAGUCUCAAAUAAAUAAAGCAACAGGCUAUGUUCGGCGAUCUGAACAAGCAAAUGACAGCAAGAAGACAAAGUAGAGAUCAUACAUGACCAUAAAAAAAUAGGUCACAGAUGUCAUGUUUGAACGGAUUUGUCUUUUACAAGUCCUCAAUCUGACAAGAAUAAAGAGUUUAUAACCGAUUCACGUAUGGUUAACAGGUUCGUUUAGUUCUGUCCAAGAAUUCCUGUCUUUUGUCAGUCUAUCGUAUUAAUUAAAAGGAGCUACUAACAUAAGAAGUUCAAGAGAAGUACUUUUUAUUUGCAUCCGUGGCAUUAUAUUACCCGCAACUGUAUAUUCUUGAACUGAUCCUACCCGCACUGUUUGGGGCCUGGACACAGACAAGAAAAGACAAGAUAGCUCCCAUGUACAUUUACAAGAUACUGCCACGUUCCCCCAUUUUACGGGGGUAAACUUAUCUAGUAAUAAUGUCCAAUUUAGGAUGAGGGUGUACAAGAGGUGGGUAGAGUCUGCAUACUAGCCAAGGGGCCCAUCAAGCCAGCGCUUUUCUCCGGUUUCUGUAGACUAGGAAUAUUUCUGCUUCCCUUGGAUGGGAUGGUAGUCCAUCGCAGGGUUACC